Messenger RNA from Pediculus humanus corporis (human body louse), 810 nucleotides. RefSeq names its product pdz domain containing protein, putative. Lineage: Eukaryota; Metazoa; Arthropoda; Insecta; Psocodea; Pediculidae. Gene Ontology annotation, biological process: protein localization to plasma membrane. Gene Ontology annotation, molecular function: protein-membrane adaptor activity; protein binding. The record is from RefSeq and is a predicted model, not a curated record. Gene Ontology annotation, cellular component: apical plasma membrane. Bases 1 to 810 code for a protein of 269 amino acids. The transcript is spliced from 3 exons.
AUGUCUACUAACGAAUCAAACGGAAACUUGACCUCGAAACCCGUCGCCAGGUUGUGUCAUCUCGUCAAAUGGCCGGAUUACGAUGGAUAUGGAUUUAACCUUCAUGCCAACAUGAAUAAACCGGGGCAAUUCAUUGGCAACGUGGAAGAAGGUUCUCCGGCUCAAGCAGCGGGAUUAAAAGAGGGAGAUAGAAUAAUAGAAGUUAACGGUGCCAACAUUAAUGGAGAAGUACACAAACAAGUCGUGAGUAGGAUCAAGGAAAAUCCAAACGAAACGAAAUUGUUGGUCGUGGAUAAAGAAUCGAGUGAAUAUUUUCAAGCGAAUGAUAUCACAAUCACGGGAUCCAUGUCUGAGGUCGUAGUCAUGAAAACGCCACACAGGGAAAAUCAAACAAUCGUGAACGGAAACAAAGAAGAAGAAAAAGAAAAGUCGACGCCGCCGCAAACGCCGAAAGAAACGGAAGAAGAGGAAAAGAAGAAGAAAAUGGAAAACAACGAGAAAACAAUGGAAAAAAUUGACAAUUCAAAACCGGAAACGACUGCAAUAACAACAACGACGACGACAACGACGCCGACGGCAGAAAUCGGAAACAACAAUCAUAAUCAUAAUAAUAAUAAUAAUCAUAAUAAUAAUAAUCAUCAUCACAAGGACGAGACUCCUCCUGUCGUCGAAACGAAACCGACGUCGAAAUUAAAUUUGAACAUGACCGUGAACGAGUACAGGUCGAAAUUGGCAUCGAGGAAAAAAUACGAUCCGAAAAAGGAAGCGAUGGACGUUAAGAAAAAACACGAAAUUAUCGACACGCUGUAG